Messenger RNA from Colossoma macropomum (tambaqui), 444 nucleotides. RefSeq names its product translation initiation factor IF-2-like. The transcript is spliced from 2 exons. The coding region runs from base 1 to 444 and encodes 147 amino acids. The record is from RefSeq and is a predicted model, not a curated record. Lineage: Eukaryota; Metazoa; Chordata; Actinopteri; Characiformes; Serrasalmidae.
AUGAGGUGUGAGGAAGGCCGGAGGGCGAUGCCUAAGAACCAGGGCCGAAGCCACGGCACUCCCCGCAGGCCAGAGGGAGGCCGUGACGUCCUCCGCCACGCCGCUCCCCGGAGGCCCGAGGGAGGCCGUGACGUCCUCCGCCACGCCGCUCCCCGGAGGCCCGAGGGAGGCCGUGACGUCCUCCGCCACGCCGCUCCCCGCAGGCCCGAGGGAGGCCGUGACGUGCUCCGCCACGCCGCUCCCCGCAGGCCCGAGGGAGGCCGUGACGUGCUCCGCCACGCCGCUCCCCGCAGGCCCGAGGGAGGCCGUGACCUCGUCCGCCACGCCGCUCCCCGCAGGCCCGAGGGAGGCCGUGACCUCGUCCGCCACGCCGCUCCGCGCAGGCCAGAGGGAGGCCGUGACCUCGUCCGCCACGCCGCUCCCCGCAGGCCAGGGAGGCCGUGA